This is a messenger RNA of Cynocephalus volans (Philippine flying lemur), 3950 nucleotides long. It is a transcript of the gene PTPN9, whose product is annotated as protein tyrosine phosphatase non-receptor type 9. The coding region runs from base 656 to 2437 and encodes 593 amino acids. The record is from RefSeq and is a predicted model, not a curated record. NCBI's taxonomy places the organism in Eukaryota, Metazoa, Chordata, Mammalia, Dermoptera, Cynocephalidae. The transcript has 13 exons. Gene Ontology annotation, biological process: protein dephosphorylation. Gene Ontology annotation, molecular function: protein tyrosine phosphatase activity.
CCUCGCAGCCUGUUUGUGAAUGAGACGCUCAGUUUCUCAAUGGAGCCGCGAGGGGCUCGGGCAGACGCUGUGCGGCUGCAUCGCUGGCCGUGAGCCGGCAGCGGGGCGCGUUUUCCUCGCUCCCUCCCUCCCUCUCGCCGCGGCCGCUUUUGAGGAACCCGGCUGAGAGGCCGCCGCGCAGGUCGCAGGGCCCCGAUCCCGGAGGACGCCCCGACAGGCCGGCCUUGGGGCGCCGUCACGUUCUGCCGGAGCGCGAGCGCCGCCAAGGAGGCCGGCGGCCUUCGGGAAAUUUCCGCCGCGACCCUUCGCUCUGGGCUUUAAAAGUUCUUGAUUUCUAUUUCCUUCUUAAUCCCGAGCAGCUAUUAGCUCCUCGCCUGCACUUUCCCCUCCCCCCGGGAGAGGAGGGGGAGUGUGAGGGAGGGAACGAAGAAAAUAAAAAAGGAUUUCCUCCCAGAAGGGAGCGACAGUUCGGAGAGAUUUUUCUCCAGGAAGCAGAAGCGGUGUUUGCGGCCGCCGCGGGCGCCGGGCCCUACCGGCCCCACCAUGCGUGAGCCUGCCGCGGGCUGCUGAGGCGCGGGGACUCGGAAGCGGAGGCCGAAGGCGCCGGGCUCCCGCGCUCGCGGGCGUGUUCUGUUCGCCCGGCAGCGGCGGCAGGAUGGAGCCGGCGACCGCGCCCCGGCCCGACUUGGCGCCGGAGCUGACCCCAGAGGAGGAGCAGGCUACCAAGCAGUUUCUUGAAGAGAUUAACAAGUGGACUGUUCAGUACAAUGUUUCCCCGCUCUCUUGGAAUGUGGCUGUCAAGUUCCUCAUGGCCAGGAAGUUUGAUGUUCUCCGUGCCAUAGAAUUGUUCCACUCCUACAGAGAAACACGAAGGAAGGAAGGCAUUGUGAAGCUGAAACCUCAUGAGGAGCCACUCCGUUCUGAGAUCCUCAGUGGAAAAUUUACCAUCUUAAAUGUUCGGGACCCAACAGGAGCCUCCAUUGCCCUCUUCACUGCCAGGUUGCAUCAUCCCCACAAGUCAGUUCAACAUGUGGUACUUCAGGCUCUGUUUUACUUGCUUGACAGAGCUGUAGAUAGUUUUGAAACUCAGAGGAAUGGAUUGGUGUUUAUCUAUGACAUGUGCGGUUCUAAUUAUGCCAACUUUGAGCUGGAUCUUGGCAAGAAAGUCCUAAACCUGCUGAAGGGAGCAUUUCCAGCUCGUUUGAAAAAGGUGCUGAUUGUGGGAGCACCCAUAUGGUUCCGAGUGCCCUAUUCCAUCAUCAGCCUCCUCCUGAAGGACAAAGUCCGGGAGAGGAUUCAGAUAUUAAAGACAUCUGAGGUCACCCAGCACCUGCCCAGGGAGUGCCUUCCAGAAAACCUGGGUGGGUACGUCAAAAUUGACCUCGCCACUUGGAACUUCCAGUUCCUACCCCAGGUGAACGGCCACCCAGAUCCCUUUGAUGAGAUCAUCCUGUUCUCCCUCCCUCCUGCCUUAGACAGGGACUCGGUACAUGUUCCAGGUCCCCACGCUAUGACCAUCCAAGAGUUGGUGGACUAUGUUAACACCAGGCAAAAGCGGGGGAUAUAUGAGGAGUAUGAAGACAUCCGUCGAGAGAACCCUGUUGGCACUUUCCACUGUUCCAUGUCUCCAGGAAACCUAGAGAAGAACCGCUAUGGGGAUGUACCCUGCCUGGACCAAACUAGAGUGAAGCUGACAAAACGAAGUGGCCACACUCAGACAGAUUACAUCAAUGCCAGUUUCAUGGAUGGCUACAAGCAGAAGAAUGCUUACAUUGGUACACAAGGCCCUUUGGAGAAUACCUAUUGUGAUUUUUGGCUUAUGGUAUGGGAGCAAAACGUCUUGGUGAUUGUCAUGACCACCCGCUUUGAGGAGGGUGGCAGGAGAAAGUGUGGCCAAUACUGGCCUUUAGAAAAAGACUCUCGGAUCCGAUUUGGCUUCCUCACAGUGACCAAUCUAGGCGUGGAGAACAUGAACCAUUAUAAGAAAACAACACUUGAAAUUCACAACACAGAGGAACGGCAGAAACGCCAGGUGACCCACUUCCAUUUCCUGAGCUGGCCAGAUUAUGGUGUCCCUUCCUCAGCAGCUUCCCUCAUUGACUUCUUGAGAGUGGUCAGAAAUCAGCAGAGUCUGGCCGUCAGCAGCAUGAGUACACGCUCCAAAGGGCAGUGCCCUGAGCCACCCAUUGUGGUCCAUUGCAGUGCAGGCAUUGGCAGGACAGGUACCUUCUGCUCACUGGACAUCUGCUUGGCACAGCUGGAGGAGCUUGGCACCCUUAAUGUAUUCCAGACGGUGUCACGCAUGAGGACCCAGAGGGCCUUCAGCAUCCAGACACCUGAGCAGUACUAUUUUUGCUACAAGGCUAUCCUGGAGUAUGCAGAGAAGGAGGGCAUGGUGACUUCUGGCCAGAAUCUGCUGGCCAUGGAGGGUCAGUAACUGUCCCACGAGCCUCCUACCUGCUGGCCAGCCUUCUUUAAACUACCAUGGACACUUCUGAGCCUAUAGGUUGCCAUCAGUUAUGCUGAAGCCAUGGAUCAACCUCUUUCUCGUGUCUCCCGGCGCACGUGUACACGCAAGGCAGCCUUUCCCUUUGACUAGAUAAAUGUGGUGAAAUUGCCACGAGAAAGGGCCAGCAGCAAUGUGUUCUUAAUUCCUAGCACCUGCUAUCGAACUGUGCCUUAUUAAAACCAAAUUGUGGCUAUUGAUUUUUGCCAGGGGCCCUGAGAUAAGUGGGGAAGGAACCUCCCUCCCUGUUUCCCAAUACAUUCUCCUCCUGGAGGUCUCCUCUCUCCCACUCCUUCCCUUUGCUAGGAUUUUAUGGGAAGUUUUGGUGAGCAUUCACUGUCCUCCCCAGAAAGCUUGACCAAGUUACAUAUUCUAGAGAUCAUCCCGAGUGCCAAGCACGUGUAUGCCAGUCUUUUCUGUCAUUCUGUGUGUGUGUGUAUGUGCACUUAUAUGUAUGGGUCCAUAUGUACGUGUGUAUGUAAUAUAUAUUGUAUGUGAUAAUAUGGUCAUAUUCUAUAAAUAUAUAUACACACAGGUACUCCUUUGUAGAAGUUCCUGGGGCUCUGUGUUGCACUUUAGGACUCCUUGUUUCUUGGACCCUACUAUUUGUCCUAUACUAGCUAGGGUUGGGGAUCAUGUCUGCCAUUGUCAGACCACAGAGUAGUGGAAGAAGACACAUACACAUUUUCAUGUUCCUGCCACAGGCCCUCAUUCUUACGUAACGACUUAUUUCCCUCUGGAUGCUGCCUGUUGGAAGAAAGAAUACUCGUUUGUUGUGACACUGAAUCACUUCAGCAUGGAUUGCCCUUAUCUAAUGAUUUUUCUCUUGUUUAUUUUGCUGAUUUUGGGAACAGACCUCCACUGUGAUUCUAGAUCCUCUCUUUCCUCUCACUACCCCAGGGAUGGGGGACCAAGGGUAGAGAUGAACUCACUGAACGGCCAAAGCCAAAAGCAAUUGGUACGAAGUCUUAGAAGGAAAGUUGGGGGAGCCCAGGUGUGUGUGAGAGAGAUGAAAGUGCUAUGAGAAUCCCUCCCUGGAAGGAGGAGCUGGGGCCCAUUUUUAUUUUGCUGGUGGUUCCUUAUGCAGCUUAGCUGUCUACUGAGAUGCCCAUAUCUUUCUGCCUACUAGCCUGCCGGACCCUGGAGCUCAAGCUGGGUGGGUUCUAUGCCAAUAAAAAGCUGGCUGGGUGAGGUGGUCCCCUGCAAUCACAGUUUGCCCUGUACCCACCCAACCUGUCUCUGCUUGCUCCCAGCCUACCCGGCCUGAUGUGUCAGGGAUGGAAUCAAGAGUCCCCAGCAAUUCACAUUUCCAAGAAAAUUCCAGGAAUCCCUAAACCUUCUUCCCCCAUCACAGAAGAUGAGGUUGGCAGUUGAUCAGACCUCAAUAAUUUUAUACUGUAAUAAGCUCUUUGAAUGUGUAUAUUCUUAUUUUUUAAAAUCAUUU